Molecule: messenger RNA, 1393 nt
Organism: Vombatus ursinus (common wombat)
Lineage: Eukaryota; Metazoa; Chordata; Mammalia; Diprotodontia; Vombatidae
Gene: RMDN1
Product: regulator of microtubule dynamics 1
Exons: 9
Coding region: 16-792 (258 amino acids)
Cellular component (GO): spindle microtubule; cytoplasm; mitotic spindle pole
Molecular function (GO): microtubule binding
Source: RefSeq, a predicted model, not a curated record
GGCUCAGUGCCGGCGAUGGCGUUCGCGGUGCGGCUGCGCGGGCUUCCCCCGAACCUUCGCACCCACCUUCGCACGCGGCUCCGGGCUACGGCGGGGCCCGAGGCGGUGGGCUGCGGGCGGCGGGGCGGUCCGAGCCUUCGGCUGGGUGGCAGCGAGAUUCUUGGAAAUGCUGUAGUUUUCAAAAGGGGCCUUAUAAUCUCAGCAUUGUCUUCUUUGGGCUUUGAAACUUAUCAACUGAUUUCUCAGUCUGCUGUGGUUCACGCUGAAGUCAAUGUUGAGGAAAUCCUUGAACAAGCAGACUACCUAUAUGGCAGUGGAGAAAUAGAAAAACUUUAUCAUUUGCUAGCCCAAUACAAACAAAGUGAGGAUGCAGAAUUGCUAUGGCGUCUGGCACGGGCAUCCCGAGAUAUAUCUCAACUUAGUACUACCUCUGCGGAAGAUAAGAAACGGCUGGUAUAUGAAGCUUUUGCAUAUGCAAAAAAAGCACUUGAAAAAAACGAAUCAAGUUCUGCAGCUCACAAGUGGUAUGCUAUCUGUAUCAGUGAUGUUGGAGAUUAUGAAGGUAUCAAGGUUAAAAUUGGAAAUGCCUUCAUUAUCAAAAAACAUUUUGAGAGAGCAAUUGAACUGAAUCCUAAAGAUGCCACCUCAGUUCACCUUAUUGGUCUUUGGUGUUAUUCAUUUGCUGAAUUGCCUUGGUACCAAAGAAACAUUGCUAAAGUGUUGUUUGCAACUCCUCCCACUUCCACAUUCGAGGAGGCUCUAAAAUACUUUCAAAUGGCAGAACAAGUAUAAUGUGCUGACGUGUAUACCAGAGCCUGUGUUAAGUGCUACGAAGAACGAUGGACCAGGAACCAGUAAAUCUAGUCACAGACUGGCCAUCUGUAUCCUUAAAAGUCACUUACCCUCCUCAAGCUUUUUGUUGCCUCAUUUGUACUUCUUUGAACUUAUAUAAUCUUUCUUUUCUAACCACUGCAGCAACUGAAAUUAUGUCUAUUAAGAUUCACCCUGAAAGUGGAAUAUUCAGUUCAGAACAGAGAGAUGAGAGAGCAUGAAGUAAUAAAACUGCUUUCUGGUCACACUCAGAACCACUUUGGCCUCAGUGGUGGUCAUCUGAGAAGUGUGGUUUGUUUUGUUUUGUUUCACAUAUUACAUUGAGUUGUUUGGUCACAACAUGUCUAACACAACUGAUGUGGAUGUUUUGGCCAAAAUUAUAAUUUUCCCAGAAAUGCUUUUGAUGUAAACAGUUGAAUAAAAAAAAGAACUACAGCAGUAUGCUCCUUGCACAUGAAAGUCAUUAACCUGUUCAUGAAAUUUAGACAGAAAAUCCAUAGUCUUUACAAAUCAAAACAGUGUGACUGCUACCAAAUUGAGGUGAAUAUGUUCUUUCUUCUGU